Molecule: messenger RNA, 1905 nt
Organism: Tinamus guttatus (white-throated tinamou)
Lineage: Eukaryota; Metazoa; Chordata; Aves; Tinamiformes; Tinamidae
Gene: TGFB2
Product: transforming growth factor beta 2
Biological process (GO): transforming growth factor beta receptor signaling pathway; regulation of cell population proliferation
Cellular component (GO): extracellular region
Molecular function (GO): cytokine activity; growth factor activity; transforming growth factor beta receptor binding
Source: RefSeq, a predicted model, not a curated record
GGGGGGCGCUGUAUUUAAACGCCUAAAAUGCACUGCUAUCUCCUGAGCGUGUUUCUCACCCUGGAUCUGGCCGCCGUGGCGCUCAGCCUGUCUACCUGCAGCACCCUCGACAUGGAUCAGUUCAUGCGCAAGAGGAUCGAGGCGAUCCGGGGGCAGAUCUUGAGCAAGCUGAAGCUCACCAGCCCCCCGGACGAGUACCCCGAGCCCGAGGAGGUGCCCCCGGAGGUCAUCUCCAUCUACAACAGCACCAGGGACCUGCUGCAGGAGAAAGCCAACCACCGAGCCGCCACUUGCGAGCGGGAGCGGAGCGACGAGGAGUACUACGCCAAAGAAGUCUACAAAGUAGACAUGCAGCCUUUUUACCCCGAAAAUGCCAUCCCACCGAGCUAUUACAGCCUUUACUUCAGAAUUGUAAGAUUUGAUGUCUCAACGAUGGAGAAAAAUGCUUCCAACUUGGUGAAGGCAGAGUUCCGAGUCUUCCGACUGCAGAACUCGAAGGCGCGGGUGUCAGAACAACGCAUAGAGCUGUACCAGGUUCUAAAAUCCAAAGAAUUAUCAUCACCAGGACAACGCUACAUCGACAGCAAAGUAGUUAAAACACGAGCUGAAGGAGAAUGGUUAUCUUUUGAUGUCACUGAGGCUGUGCAUGAAUGGCUCCAUCACAGAGACAGGAACCUUGGAUUUAAGAUAAGUUUACAUUGUCCAUGCUGCACCUUCGUGCCUUCCAAUAAUUAUAUCAUCCCAAAUAAAAGUGAAGAGCUUGAAGCAAGAUUUGCAGGUAUUGAUGACUACACAUAUUCCAGUGGUGAUGUGAAAGCUUUAAAGUCCAAUAGGAAAAAAUACAGUGGGAAGACCCCACAUCUUCUGCUAAUGUUAUUACCCUCCUACAGACUUGAGUCGCAACAGCCCAGUCGGCGGAAGAAGCGUGCUCUAGAUGCUGCCUAUUGCUUUAGGAAUGUGCAGGAUAAUUGUUGCCUGCGUCCACUUUACAUUGACUUCAAGAGGGAUCUUGGCUGGAAAUGGAUUCAUGAACCUAAAGGGUAUCAUGCUAAUUUCUGUGCAGGAGCCUGCCCAUAUUUAUGGAGCUCAGAUACACAGCACAGCAGAGUACUCAGCUUGUAUAACACCAUAAAUCCCGAAGCUUCUGCCUCUCCAUGCUGCGUGUCCCAGGAUUUAGAGCCCCUCACCAUCCUGUACUACAUUGGCAAAACGCCCAAAAUCGAACAGCUGUCCAACAUGAUCGUCAAGUCCUGCAAAUGCAGCUAAAGAAUACCCUGAAACAGCGUGAUGUGUAUUAAAAAAAAAAAAAAAAAAACAAGGAAAAAAGAAAGAGAGAGAGAAAGAAAGAAAAAUGAAAACCCAGGUUCAUCAGUGUUAAAAGAAAAAAAAAAGAAGAAAAAAAGCGGUACUAGUCUGAACUGUUUGAAAGUUUGUUUUGUUUUUUUUUUUAAAACUGGCAUCUGAAGCAAAACAUUGAAGGCCUUUUUCCUACAUUUCACCUACACAUAGUGUGAGAUAGACAAGAAGCAAAGUUAAAGGGAAAAAAAAAAACCUUUUAAAAAAUAAACACUGGAAGAAAUUUGUUAGUGUUACUAUGUGAAAGGAAAAAAACAGGAAAAUCCCAUGAAGUGGAGUUGCUGUAUCUGUCCCGUGCCUUACUUGAUCUCUCUGUAUUGUACGCAAUAGGCAUCCUACCCAUUCCUCUUAGUUUUAGAGUUAACAGUGCAUUAUUUAUUUGUAUGUAAAAACUAUCAAACGAACAUUUCCAUAUCACCAUUUGGAAAAAAAGAAAACCAGCAAAUGUGGACAAAGUGGAGACCAAAUAAGCUGUCAGAAAUGCAUAUAAAGCCUAAAGGAACUCAAGUUCAAAAGAUUCUGAAAAGUAAUGGCUAGUUUAGUUCAAUU